ACUCCUGCUUGGGCGGGAGCCGUUGUUGACUGGGGUUUUCUGGGUAACCCGCCAGAGGCUGGACGGCGGGGCCGGGGAGGGGGCAGACGGGGGUGCGGCCCUCCAGUGCCCGCUGCAGUCCGGCCCCGGGGGGCGGUGAAAUAACCGCUGUAGGUCCGCCUCUGUCCUUGAUGGAAUUUAAGUUCGUGUGGCUGUACCUUUUCCGGGAGUCUGCAGCUGGCCCUCGUUUGUGUCAGGAGCGCAGUGUAGCCAGGAGUUCCCAAGCAGACUCAGUCGCACCAAGUUUCCGUCUUGGAAUCGAGAGAGGUUUUCCUAGUUUUAUGUAUUUUUUUCUUUUGGGGGGCCAGUUUUAAUCGCUUUGAAUAAAUACUCCCUUAAAUAGCUAAACAUAGGAGGAGAAAGAACACGUCGGCUGAAAAGUAGGGGAGGAAGAGGGACCUGCCCUAUAGCGUGGUUCCUCUAGAAAUUAAAAAAAUACAUAAAUAUUAUACAUAUAAGCCAGAUAAUUUUAGUAAAGCCCUAAAAUGUCGAGAUUUGUACAAGAUCUCAGCAAAGCGAUGUCUCAGGAUGGUGCUUCACAGUUCCAAGAAGUCAUUCGACAAGAGCUAGAAUUAUCUGUGAAGAAAGAACUAGAAAAAAUACUUACCACAGCACCAUCACAUGAGUUUGAGCACACUAAAAAAGACCUCGAUGGAUUUCGGAAGCUAUUUCAUAGAUUUCUGCAAGAAAAGGGACCUUCUGUGGAUUGGGGGAAAAUCCAGAGACCUCCAGAAGAUUCG
Molecule: messenger RNA, 779 nt
Organism: Galeopterus variegatus (Sunda flying lemur)
Lineage: Eukaryota; Metazoa; Chordata; Mammalia; Dermoptera; Cynocephalidae
Product: UTP--glucose-1-phosphate uridylyltransferase-like
Exons: 3
Source: RefSeq, a predicted model, not a curated record